GGAUAUCCGGUUCCUUCGGGCGCUCAAGGAGCUGACGGAGAGGGCCGCCGCCCAGCAGUAGACGCUGUCUCAGCCAGCCGAGCCGCCGUCUCCGCGGUGUGUGAGUGAGCCCGGGCUCGGUCCCCUCUCCCGCCGCCGCCAUGGGCUGCACGUUGAGCGCCGAGGACAAGGCGGCGGUGGAGCGGAGCAAGAUGAUCGACCGCAACUUGCGGGAGGACGGAGAGAAAGCGGCCAAAGAAGUGAAGCUUCUGUUACUCGGUGCUGGAGAAUCUGGUAAAAGCACCAUCGUGAAACAGAUGAAAAUCAUUCAUGAGGAUGGCUAUUCAGAGGAAGAAUGUAAACAAUAUAAAGUAGUUGUCUACAGCAAUACUAUACAGUCCAUCAUUGCAAUCAUAAGAGCCAUGGGACGGCUAAAGAUUGACUUUGGGGAAGCUGCCAGAGCAGAUGAUGCCCGGCAAUUAUUUGUUUUGGCGGGCAGUGCUGAAGAAGGAGUCAUGACUCCAGAACUAGCAGGAGUGAUUAAACGGUUAUGGCGAGACGGUGGGGUGCAAGCUUGCUUCAGCAGAUCCAGGGAGUAUCAGCUCAAUGAUUCUGCUUCAUAUUACCUAAAUGAUUUGGAUAGAAUAUCCCAAACCAACUACAUUCCAACUCAGCAAGAUGUCCUGCGGACAAGAGUGAAGACCACAGGCAUUGUGGAAACGCAUUUCACCUUCAAAGACCUAUACUUCAAGAUGUUUGAUGUAGGUGGCCAAAGAUCAGAACGAAAAAAGUGGAUUCACUGUUUUGAGGGAGUGACAGCAAUUAUCUUCUGUGUGGCCCUCAGUGAUUAUGACCUUGUUCUGGCUGAGGAUGAGGAGAUGAACCGAAUGCAUGAAAGCAUGAAACUGUUUGACAGCAUUUGUAACAACAAAUGGUUUACAGACACUUCAAUCAUUCUCUUCCUCAACAAGAAAGACCUUUUUGAGGAAAAAAUAAAGAGGAGUCCAUUAACUAUCUGUUAUCCAGAAUACACGGGUUCCAAUACAUAUGAAGAAGCAGCUGCUUAUAUUCAGUGCCAGUUUGAAGAUCUGAACAGAAGAAAAGAUACCAAGGAGAUCUAUACCCACUUCACCUGUGCCACAGACACCAAGAAUGUGCAGUUUGUUUUUGAUGCUGUUACAGAUGUCAUCAUUAAAAACAACUUAAAGGAAUGUGGACUUUACUGAAGAGGGUUGGAUGUUAAUAAAAGUUAUUACAGUGUGGAGUGUUGAGACCAGACUUCUUUUGCUGUCUCAUUGGGCAGCCCCAAGCAUGACCGGGACCAGGGAAUGGCAGCAGCAUGCAGAAUCUUAGCACUCUUUAGCACAAUCUUCUGUAUUAGGGAACUCUUAAUUGACACGAGAUGCUAAAGUCAGACAUUGGAAUUGGAACAGCUGUAAAGUAUGAUUCGAUCAUCAAGACAUCACUUGGAUUUCAUAAUCUCAAACGUUUAGGGCCGAUGUGGAGUUGAGGUGCUGCAUUCCAGAACUUUAAUAUGUAGCUUACUCUUUUUUUCCUUCUUAACAAACCACCAGUAGUUCAUUUUUAAACUUUUUUUUUCAUCAAGAGAAUAACAUGACUAAAUUUUAUUUCUUUGUUUGCAAAAGAAUCUUUAUUAAAACACAAUCUUAACUAUGCACAUGAUGUGGCCAGAUCAUCUUGAAAAUUUUCCUCUUAGUAGGAACUCUUUGUUUUUAACUUUUGGUAUGGUCAGAACAUAAUACUUCCAUAAUUACUUAAUUCUUUAUGGUUAUUGGGGCUAUGAUUAUAGCUUUUUUGGAUGAAAUUUAUGUUACUCUCCUGUUCAAAGUACCAUUAUGGUUUCUAAAUGGUAAUUACAUUGGAGAGUUCUGUAAUAAGAUUCUAGCUCUCUAACUUUUGUUUAAGCUUACGGUUUAGGUUAAUCUGGUUUGUGCUGAUUACCAAAUUACUAGGUAAAUGCUGAUGUAGUAUGUAAAGUUAGCUUCUUGGAUACAGACACACCCAGGGCAGCUGUCGAUUAGAAAUGCAAAUUGCUAAAUUCCAAACAGAAACAGUGACUUUGCUGCUACAGAUCUUCUAAAUUGACCCCUUUGGUUCUUGCUUGUUUGUCUCAGUCAUAGGGAGUUCUGUAAAAGAUGCCCCUUGUUUUCCAUCUCCAUGGCCUUUUCUGUUGGGAGACAUCUAAAGUGUAUUAACAAUGCAUGCUUUUACUUUGUAAAUGUGGUGCCAAAUCCCUGUUUGCCAUUGUUUUUAUUGUAGCAAUGUUAAUUGUAGUAAUCCUUAGUCAGUACCUUCUUUUGCCGAAACUAUUGCAUUUUGGGACUUUUUCCACUAUGUUGUGUGUACAGAUUUUAAUCUGUUAUAGUUGGCAGCAGUAUUAAAAUGGUGAGUAAAGAGUCCAGGUUUGUUCCUGUUUGUAACUAGACCUUUCUGGAAAUAUUUUGUUCUGUUUCUUUUUGUCCCUGCUGAAUGUGCUUUGGCCUUUGUCUGAGAAUGGGUUUAGGUAGAGGGUUCCCUGAAGGGCUAGUCUUUUGGUGUAAUGGUAUUGUUGAAUCUUGGCCUGACUGAGGGUCUUAUGUCCUAUCUGUGUAAGUGACAUUCAGUCAAUCCAUUUUCCAGGUUUACAUUUUGGUUUUGUGGAGAGCUUUAUUCACCUCAGCCUGCAGUCCUUUUGUAUAAUGUACAGCAAAUGUCCUUAAAUACUGAAUGGGCCUUUGGGGGAAGGCAGAUGAAGAGAAUGCAUUUUGAGCAUUCCAAAUCAGCAGUUUGAGCAGUGCCUUUUGGGGUCCAGUCUUUUUGGAUUGGAUUCUAUGUCAUCUUUUGAUGUUACCUUUUACUAGUUUAAAACAAAACAAAAAGGUUGGUGGUCAUCAAAGCUGGUUCAGAAAGCAAGCCACAGCAGUUCAGUGCCUUUAUUGGAAUUUUUUUUUCUUAUUCUUUUUGGAAAAGUGUAACUAUGCAGAUGGUAUAACUGUUAUUGUCUAAACAGUUGUUUUUUUUUUAGGGUUGGGAAAACUGGAUCUAAAAGAAAAUGAUCAGCUUCAAUUGGUGAUUAACUUAAUGCCCACAUAAGUUGAUAGUUCUUGUUCCUUUUGAAUAUAUCUUUUCCUUACUGUAUUCUGUGAUAUAGGAUCAUCUGGAAAUGAGAACUGGUGGAAUAUUGUUUUAACUGUAGUCUUUCUGUAGUCAGGGCUAAUGGGAUGGUAUUGUUGAUAAUCCAAAAUAACAAAUAAUCUAAGUAAGUUAAUUAUACUUGGAAAUGCACUUUGUAUUUUCAUUUGAAUACGUCUGUUACGUUCAUUUUUUAGCUUUUCUGUUAAUGAAAAAUAGUAGUUCUCCACUUUUCUGCCUUUAUACCAUAUACCUUUGUUCUAUAUUUACAUGAAGAUCUCACCCCCUACCCUACCAUUCCAUGUAACUUAUUUAAAUGCACAUUCCUUGAGGAUACAGGGACACAAUUCAAGCCAGAGGUUUUCAAGUAUGCCUUAAGUCAAAAUCACCAGGAUCCAUCUCGGCAAUUAACUCUUGGCGGCUGGUGGGCUAGUGAUCUAUAAUUUUAUAAAAGGUGAUUCUGAUCAUCAGCUUUGCGAAUCCCUGCUGUAUUUUGAAAUAAAAGAUCUUUUCUCAUAGCAGAGCCAGAGUGCGGGGGUGAGACAUCAUGUGUAUUACGCUGGAGAAAAAGGAUUGAUAUUUGUAAUCAAAGAAACUAAAAGUUGCCUUGUAUCUUUUCUGCAGAGAAUGCUGGAGGUUUGUGAUGGACCACAUUUCAGUAUUCAUGUGGCCAGGCCUUGGACCAUCUAAGAAACCAGCACAUAUAAGAAAAUUAAACUUUAAUGAAUAAAGAACAGUAAAUAGACCCUAGUAGGAAGGACUACAACAAUAGCUUUAUUUUGAUGACAGUCACAUCUUAACCUGAUUAAAACCUUGGGCUGUAAAAAAAUGCCAUUCAUUAGGCUCUAUGUAAAGAGGAAGUAUUCUUGAUGGCCAUUCUUCCCCAAUCAUAUAAUUCAGACUUGCGAAAGAUUUCACCUCCUGGC
Messenger RNA from Odobenus rosmarus divergens (Pacific walrus), 4037 nucleotides. RefSeq names its product guanine nucleotide binding protein (G protein), alpha inhibiting activity polypeptide 3 (gene GNAI3). The transcript is spliced from 9 exons. The record is from RefSeq and is a predicted model, not a curated record. Gene Ontology annotation, cellular component: heterotrimeric G-protein complex. Gene Ontology annotation, biological process: adenylate cyclase-modulating G protein-coupled receptor signaling pathway. NCBI's taxonomy places the organism in Eukaryota, Metazoa, Chordata, Mammalia, Carnivora, Odobenidae. The coding region runs from base 141 to 1205 and encodes 354 amino acids. Gene Ontology annotation, molecular function: GTPase activity; GTP binding; G-protein beta/gamma-subunit complex binding.